Miniopterus natalensis is the source of this 4047-nucleotide messenger RNA. It is a transcript of the gene METTL15, whose product is annotated as methyltransferase 15, mitochondrial 12S rRNA N4-cytidine. The record is from RefSeq and is a predicted model, not a curated record. NCBI's taxonomy places the organism in Eukaryota, Metazoa, Chordata, Mammalia, Chiroptera, Miniopteridae. Gene Ontology annotation, biological process: rRNA base methylation. Gene Ontology annotation, molecular function: rRNA (cytosine-N4-)-methyltransferase activity.
UGCAAGACCCUCCGGCAGCCGGGGGCUGGAAGCGGCGGAACGGAAGGCGCAGGUUGCCGGGUUGCUGGGCCGGACCUACACCCGCUCUGUCCGUCCGCCCAACUUCCCCCCCGGGCUGGGACCGAGGCGGGCGGCAAGCGCAGGUUCUCCGGCCCCGCAGUGGUCGAGCUGGAGGCCCACUGAGAAGUCUUCGAGCGCCAGAUUUGUUGACCUACAGAAUGCUUCGAUCCCCAUACUUUUGUAGAACCUAUAAAGAAUUUCUUUCAUGCUGGUUGGAAGCUGGCAUAUUUAAUUUAGGUGUCUGGCCAAAAAAGAUACAUGCUACAGCAGAAAGAUAUGAUGACUAUGAAGCCCAGGAGCUAACAGAUCAAACUGGAGCUCGAGAGUUUCACCCAUCUCAAGACAGAGAUUCUGAAGCUAUGACUAAAUUGCAUACUCCAGUAAUGGUGGAUGAAGUUGUUCGUUGUUUGGCACCACAAAAAGGGCAGAUUUUUCUAGAUAUGACAUUUGGUUCAGGAGGACACACAAGAGCCAUCUUGCAGAAAGAGUCAGAUAUUACUCUGUAUGCUUUGGACAGAGACCCGGUAGCUUAUGCAAUAGCUGAAAGACUUUCAGAAUUGUAUCCCAAACAGAUGCGAGCUAUGCUAGGCCAGUUUAGCCAGGCCGAAGGCUUAUUAAUGAAAGCUGGAGUGCAGCCAGGGACUUUGGAUGGAGUUCUUUUGGAUCUUGGAUGUUCCUCCAUGCAACUUGAUGCUCCUGAAAGAGGUUUUUCCCUUCGGAAGGACGGCCCUUUGGACAUGAGAAUGGAUGGUGGCAGGUACCCUGACAUGCCCACUGCAGCUGAUGUUGUGAACGCUUUAGAUCAACAGGCACUUGCAUCCAUCCUGAGAACAUACGGGGAGGAGAGGCAUGCCAGGAAAAUCGCUUCGGCCAUUGUUCAGGCACGCAGCAUCUACCCCAUCACCAGAACCCAGCAGCUUGCCAGCAUCGUUGCAGGUGCAUUUCCUCCCUCUGCUAUUUAUGCACGAAAAGACUUGCUACAACGAUCGACCCAUAUUGCCACCAAGACUUUCCAAGCUUUUCGCAUAUUUGUAAACAAUGAACUGAAUGAACUUUACACAGGCCUGAAGACAGCGCAGAAGUUCCUGAGACCUGGCGGUCGUCUUGUUGCUCUCUCCUUCCAUUCCCUAGAGGAUCGCAUUGUCAAACGAUUCCUGCUUGGGAUAAGCAUGACAGAAAGAUUUAACCUAAGUGUAAGACAGAAGGUGACACAAGCGUCACAACUGGGUUCAGGUCAUGAACACAAGGAAGGGGUGUCAAUAGGAAGGGCCCCAUUAAUGUGGGAAUUGAUACACAAGAAGGUACUUACCCCGGAAGAUCAGGAUGUGCAGGAUAACCCCAGAGGACGCUCAGCCAAGCUUAGAGCAGCUAUCAAAUUAUGAGAAAGUCAGAAUCGUCUGACCCUUCAAGUUUUUCCUCACAGUUUCGCACCUGAAUGGCUUAACACCAGAAAUUAUGGAAUAUAUAGAUAGAUAGUACAUAAGUGUGGAGAUUGAGGAUAUUUAGCAUUUUUUCUCACUAAGAAAAUGUAGGAAAUAUUAAUAUGACACAGAAAGUUCAACUCAAGAAGAAACAGCAUCUCAAAACUGGAUUAAUGGGUUUAUUUUAGCACUAUACAGGAAAGAUUCAUCUUAUCAGUUAUGAUGAUAGAUUCUAAAUCGGCAAUUCCAAGUGAAUAAAAUAUCAAUAGAACUAUAUGGACAGAAGAUUAAGUACUUGAGUUUACCUUAGACUGACUUUAGGUACCUCUAUAAUAUGUAACUUUAGUUUUAAAGCUUGUUUACUGCUUUUACUUUAUAGGCUUUAUUCAAAUCUGAACAAUUCUUCAUUGAAAUCAGAGUUAGAAAAUAUUCUGGGGAACAAUGUGCUCAAAUUAGAAACAAAUGAAUGCACCUAGAUCAAUCCCCUGGACCUUUGUUAAAGAAUGUUGUAAGUUUCUCUUUGCAUGAAGUUGUAUUUAUGAAUGAGAGAGAUUUCCAAAGGUACGUUCCCAUCCAAGUAUCUGAUUAACAAAUAAAAGAUCACACUCUUAUAUUGACCAGUGUUUCAUCUAUUUCAUCAAUUAUUUUUAGACGUGUAUAAUAUGGGAAUUAUUUUUCUUUAAUGUUAAUGAAACUGACUGCACUGGGUUAAAUAGUGUCCUUCGAAAAUUCUUGUCCUUCACAGAACCUCAGAAUGUAGUCUUAUUUGGAAAUUUGGCCAUUUGCAGAUGUCAUUCCUUAGGAUGAUGUGAUGCUGGGUCAGGGCAGGCCCUCAAUCCACUAUGUCUGGUGUCCUUGUAAGAAGGGGAGAGACAGAGACACAGGGAAGAACACCACAUGAGGGUGGACACAGAGAUUGGAGUGAUGCAUCUACAAGCCAAGGGUGGUUUGACUUAUUUCACAUAGCAGAAUGCCCUCUAGGUCCAUCCGUUUUGUCCCAAAUAGCAGAUUUUAUUUGUUGGUUUUUGGUUUGUUUUGCUGAUUAAUAGCCCAUUGAAUAUAUGAUUGCCUCUUUAUUCACUUACUGAUGGACACGCCUAAGUUGCUUCCAUAUCUUUGUUAUUUUAAAUCAUGCUGUAGUGACUUAAGGGAGCAUACAUCUUUCAAAUUAAUGUUUUUGUUUUCUUCAGAUAAACACCCGAAAUACUGUUGCUGGACCAUAUGGCAGCUCUAUUUUUAUUUUUGUGUGGAAUCUCCAUACUGUUUUCCGUAGUGGCUGCACCAAUUUGUAAUCCCACCAACAGUACGUGAGGGUUCCCUUUUCUUCACAGCACUUGUUAUUUGUUGAUUUUUUGAUGAUAGCCUUUCUGAUACGAGUGAGGUUAUAUCUCAUUGUGAUUUUAAUUUGCAUUUCCCUGAUGAUUAGUGGUGUUGAGCCUCUUUUCUCAUGUCUCUUGGCCAUCUGCGUAUCUUCUCUGGAGAAAUGUCUUCAAGUCCUCGGCCCAUUUUUUAACAUGAAUAAGUUUUAAAUGGCUAACUCUGGAGAAUGUUUUUGGGAAAUUCAAACAAUACAUAUGGAAAAUAAAAACUGAUUAUAAAUAUGAAUGUGCAUUCCUUUUCUAAUAAAAUAUUAAAACUAUAAAACAAGCUAUUGUUUUACAUUUCUGAAUCUCUGUAUCAACUGCCUUCUACCAGUCAUGUUAGUAUAGCAUCCAUGUCAUUGUGUAGCACAUCAAUUCUCGACAGGUUUUAGUUUGUUGCUUAUUAAGAAAUGAAAUUUAAUUGCAUACAAUUUUUAGUUGAUAUCCUUAUUUUGUAUAUUCAUUCUGUUUUAAAAAUUGUAUGUGUUACUAUAUAAUCUCUUUGAAGUUUCUAGGGUUUUCUUUUUGAUACACUAAUCACAUCUGCAUAUCUUUUCUAUUACAUAUAACAUAUAAUUUGUGCUUAAAUUCAUUUAUGUUGAACUAUUUAUGUUACAACCAGUAGUUUGUAAGAGAAUAUAGUAUGCCUAAUUAGUUUUUGAAGUUAACUGCUACCUCUUAAAAGUCACUUAUUGCAAAUAUUAUUUGAAAAUCAUAUUUUUUAGUAUUUGCAGAGUAAAAGUGUAUGAAAUUCUUUUUUCUAUGUUUUUAAAAAUAAGCAGAGAUAAUGAUGAAUCUAUACUGCGGACUUCUAACAAGUAAUUUUAAUUUCAUUUGAAAUUACUCGGCCAAAAAUUAUGAUACAGUUCUUAAUGUUAAAAUUCAAAAUAUAGAACAAAUACAGAAUUUGUAUCAACACUUUGAUUUGGUAAAAUAUAUGUAUUUAUUCACUCAAUAAGCAUAUAUUAAAGCUGACCAUUUAGGAGAAAUGAAAAACAUUAUCUCGCCUUUUUUUACUCCUCACUGUCCCUUACUCUGUUCACAUUGGUAUGUGAAUUUCUUAUGCCAACUGAAGUAACCUUCCUUUAUGUUUCAGAUUUACUCUGGACAAAGAAAUAUUAGGCAAUAUUAGUUCUCUUGCAAACUACACCCUACCUGGUAGAAUCUUUGUAGUGGAGAGGAAUAAAACUUGCUUCUGGAUAAAA